CAUCUAGCUGAAAUGUUUUACAGUGUUUUAUUACAGUAUGUCUGGAUGUCUGAGAUUCACGCGCUGGAAUAUACGAUACCAAGUUGCUCACCGUUUUUAUGUAGGCAGAUCGGAUCUGGUUUUUUAUUAUUUCCAACUGAAUAUCGAGUUGUUGCACUGCGGUAAAUCAGAAGUGGACGCGCUGUCGUCGACGGCUGCCGUUCAAAUCUAUCAUAUGCAUGCGUAUGGCAAGCCAAUUUGACUUUUAAUCGUGCAUGUGGUAUAAGGAGAAAAAGCGAUAAGUGCCGCUCUCUACAGGUGCUUGAAACGGUGCCAGUUUCUAAAAAGAACUGGUUUUGUUGCCCGUUUACAUGCUAGAGGCUGGUUUGCUUUAAACCUAUGCUGUUUUUUCGAAACAAAAUACCCAAGGCUUGUAUAAAAGGUUGCACUUUAGUUGGAAGAGUUUAAACGUAUAAAGUAGCUAGUUCAUCAAAGUGAUGGAUUUUAAUAUGACAUGGAUAAAGAUUGCAUUUUGGUGCAUAUUUUAAAAUUUAUGAGAAUAUGUUAUGAGAUAUUGUAUGCUUUUCAAUGCUAUAAAAUUAAAAUCAGUUCAUGAAGAACUUAAAGUACAUUUUUAGAUCAUUUUAGAUCUGUGUCUGUCCAUAGGAUCAAAUCAGACUGCAUCUUCUAAAUGAAGUUACCCAGCCAUGCAAUGUUCCUGGAAGGCUGUUGUUCUGCUUGCAUUGGUGUCUGUAGCAAUCCAAUACACGGCAAUCAGGACUUUUACAACCAAGCAUUUUCAUAUUUGCCCGGUUCCCAACCCUUUGAACUGUGGUUUGGGACAGGACGUGGAGUCUUUUGAUCGGAUGUGCGAUGAGUACCCGUAUUUUAAUUACAAUUCCUCUAAGAGGACUCACAUCCUUAUCUUAGCGACCACACGUAGCGGCUCAUCUUUCUUCGGCCAGUUGUUCAACCAGCACUCAGAUGUGUUUUAUCUUUACGAACCUCUCUUUCACGUUCAGAAUACUUUAAUUCCUCACGUUCCUCCUAGUAGAUACAACACAGAGCGUAGAGUAACACUGGGAGCCAGCCGUGACCUUCUGCGAAGCUUGUACAACUGCGACUUGUAUUUUUUGGAGAGCUACAUUAAGCCGCAGCCGGCGAACCAUACCACGGACAAAAUUUUUCGACGUGGAGCUAGCAAAGCACUUUGCUCUGUGCCGGUCUGUGAUGCUUUUAGCCCGAGCGAAGGCAAUAUAGAAGAGGGGGACUGCAUUCGAAAGUGCGGCCCCCUCAACUUGACCCUAGCCACCGAAUCAUGCAGGGAAAGACACUACGUGGCCAUCAAGACGGUACGUAUACCAGAGGUCAACGAUCUUAAGGCGCUAAUCGAGGACCCCCGGCUUAACCUGAAAGUUAUUCAGCUGGUAAGGGACCCACGUGGGAUAUUAUCUUCCAGAAUCGAAACCUUUUGGGAAACAUACCGCCUGUGGCGCAUCUGGAAAGCCACAGGCCGUAAACCUUACAACUUGGAUUUGACCCUACUCACAACAGUGUGCGACGACUUUCUAAACUCGGUGUCCACGGGCUUGAGCAAACCGGCAUGGCUUCGAGGACGAUACAUGCUGUUAAGGUACGAGGAUUUGGCCAGGAACACCCUCGAAAAAACCAAAGAGGUUUAUGAGUUCCUCGGUCUUACGAUGGAAAAGAAUGUGGUGGAUUGGAUAAAUAACAACACGAGAGGCAAUAAUGACGCGUCAGCAAAGCAUAAGUACAGCACGCUGAGAGACUCAGCGGCCAAUGCGGAAAGCUGGAGGCUGAAAUUGUCUUAUGACAUAGUUGAUUACACACAAACUGUUUGUCAGCACUUUUUAGACGAGCUCGGGUACAAAGCUGUCAACUCCCCCGAGGAGCUGAAAAACAUGUCAGUGUCUCUCGUUGAAGACAAAACCUUCAUACCUUUUUUGUAACAAAGGUCAAAAAAUCAUGUGCACGCACAACUAUUUUUCUACAUUUAUAUCCUUGCCUUAAUGUGAUUGACAUUUGCACUAUGAACUUUUUUACAUUUGGAGACUCCCUCAUAAUCACCCUAUAAUUUUUUCUGAACAGCACAAGAACCAAAAUUUAACUGUAAAACGAUCCAGACUUCACCUUGAUUGCAGCGAUUGCAUCGAGAUCAUGUGAUUAAUGAUCAUGUUUAUUAUUUAUAUUUUAAAGCAGAGCACCACAAUAUUGACCAAGAAGUUUUGUAUGCAUUGCUUUGACAAUGGUGAAUGUGAAUAUCAUGUCGGUCAAAGGACCCAAACUAUUCUCCGGAAAAACAAACCAUAAUGUGGGACUAAAAUGCUGUAAUGUAUACAAACAGCCGUGCAAUAAAAUUGUGAAUGUCACCGUCAGACUCUUUCUCAGGUUGUUUCUCCGUGUAAAUUUUCGUCCGCCAGUCUGGAGUGAGAUUUAAGCUUGUGUAUGGUUUGCAUUUACAGAAAUCGUUAUGCAUUGGUGCUGUAUCUUGGUUAAAAGGGUCAUUUUAAGAAAUCUUAUGCACUUAUAUCUGGUUGCUUUGGGUGGUUAUGAUUUAUAUUUACAUUGUAAUAAUCAGUUACUGUUGUUACAUCAUCAUUACUGCAUAUAUGAGGUCUUUGUUUUUAUCUUGCUAAAUGUCAUAAUGCCACUGCAGAAAAACACAAUGCAAUCUGGUGUGUCAAGUUUUUAAGAGUGGAAAAAUUGGUACAAUGUAAUUUCUAUAUAAAAUGCAUGAAAGUAUUCUUUCUUUCAUGGCUUUCAUCCUCAAAUCACUGAACUGUGUUUUCCAUUAAAUCAGUACAUAUUGUUUGUAGAGUUCAUGGGAAAAUGUUUGGCUUUGUGUAUGUGAAAGAGAUUUUUGCUAUUUUUGAAUUCCUAAUAAACUUACAGAAGCAGAAACAUCACACAA
This is a messenger RNA of Misgurnus anguillicaudatus (oriental weatherfish), 2911 nucleotides long. It is a transcript of the gene chst1, whose product is annotated as carbohydrate (keratan sulfate Gal-6) sulfotransferase 1. The record is from RefSeq and is a predicted model, not a curated record. Gene Ontology annotation, cellular component: Golgi membrane. Gene Ontology annotation, molecular function: keratan sulfotransferase activity; N-acetylglucosamine 6-O-sulfotransferase activity. NCBI's taxonomy places the organism in Eukaryota, Metazoa, Chordata, Actinopteri, Cypriniformes, Cobitidae. Gene Ontology annotation, biological process: keratan sulfate proteoglycan metabolic process; N-acetylglucosamine metabolic process; carbohydrate metabolic process.